Messenger RNA from Trichoplax adhaerens, 3807 nucleotides. RefSeq lists its product as uncharacterized. NCBI's taxonomy places the organism in Eukaryota, Metazoa, Placozoa, Uniplacotomia, Trichoplacea, Trichoplacidae. The coding region runs from base 1 to 3807 and encodes 1268 amino acids. Gene Ontology annotation, molecular function: protein binding. The record is from RefSeq and is a predicted model, not a curated record. Gene Ontology annotation, cellular component: kinesin complex. The transcript has a single exon.
AUGGCCAACCUAGAGGUAUCUAUCACGCAUCUUCCUCAACCAAUACAUACUUUAUUUAUGAAAGGUAAAGAAAGUCGCAAAUCUGGCAAUCUUAAGGAAGCGAUGUUUUAUUAUGCACAAGUCUUAGAUAGGAUACAAGCAAUAUCAGAAAAUACUGUUGAUCUUGAUCGAUUUCGAAGUGAGGUUUACCUAGAUAUCAGUGCUAUAUAUUGGCAGCAGUGUAAAUGGAAGAAAGCUGAAGAAUUUAAUGAAAAUGCACUUAAAAUAGCUGAAAAGCUGGAAGAAAAAGAGAUAUUUGUCAAAUGUUUAGGAAGAAAAGGUGACAUUAAAUGGCAACAAAGUGACUAUGAUGGGGCACUGGUUAAUUAUACCAAGCUAUUAAAGAUAUAUCUAAGUUUAGAGAAGAAGGAUACCGAUAUCGCAAAUUUGUAUCAGGACAUAGGACAUGUUCAUUUUGCACAAGGUAGACUCAACGAGGCCUUGACACAGUAUGAAAAAUCGCUUAAAAUUCAAUUGUCAGUGCUUGACCACAAUCAUCCCGAUAUUGCCAGAUCAUAUAACUAUAUAGGGGAGGUAUAUUGCGAUCAGGGAAAGUACGAAAAAGCAAUUGAUGUGCAUGAUAAAUCACUCAAGAUUCGAUUAUCAGUCCUUGAUCAGAAUCAUAUCAAUGUUGCUGAAUCUUAUAACAAUAAGGGAAAUGUAUAUUUCAAACUGGGAAAGUACGAUGAUGCUCUAUCUAUUUACGAGAAAGGGCUCAAAAUUCAGUUAAAAGUUUUUGGUGACAAUCAUUUCGAUGUUGCCAACUCAUAUAGCAAUAUAGGAAUUGUCUAUGCUGCUCAAGGCAAUCUUGAAAAGGCUAUUCCUUUGUAUAAAAAGUCGCUCGAAAUUCGGUUAUCAGUCUUCGGUGACAGUCAUGCUGAUGUUGCUACAUCAUAUAAUCAUCUGGGAAAUGCCUAUUCUCAGCAAGCCAAGUACAAAGAAGCUAUUGAUAUGUAUAAGAAAUCACUCAAAAUUCGAUUAAAGAUUUUUGGUCCCAAUCAUCUUUCUGUUGCCAACUGUUAUAAUUACAUAGGAAAUGCCUAUUACUUUCAGGGCGAGUAUGAAGAAGCUUUAUCUAUGUAUGACAAAUCUCGUAAAAUUAAAUUAUUAGUUCUUGAUCACAAUCAUCCCGAGGUUGCGGACUUAUGUGAUAAUAUCGGACUUAUCUAUCGUGAACAAGGUGAACUUGAAGAAAGUAUUCUUACGCAUAAGAAAUGUCUUAAAAUGCGAUUAUCGGUCCUUGGUUCCAAUCAUCCUGAUAUUGGUAAAUCGUACAACAACAUCGGCUCUGUCUAUUUUUGUCAAGGUAAAUAUGAUGAGGCUAUUUCUAACUUCAAGGAGUCUCUCAAAAUUCUAUUAUCGGUCUUGGGUGAUAGUCAUCAUCUUGUUGGUAAUUUAUAUAACAAUAUAGGAAAUGUCUAUGAUAAACAGGCUAAAUAUGAAGAGGCCAUUUCUAUGUAUAAGAAAUCACUCAAAAUUCGAUUGUCGACUCUUGGUUGCAAGCAUCCUUUUGUUGCUGGGUCAUAUGGGAAUCUAGGAAAUUGUUAUUCUCAGCAGGGUAGACACGAAGACGCUAUUUCUAUGUAUCAGAAAUCACUCGACAUUCAAUCACAUAUCCUUGGUAGUAGUCAUCCCGGCGUUGCCAAGUUGUACGCCAACCUAGGAAAUGUCUAUAGCAGUCUGGGCAAGUAUAAAGAAGCUCUUUCUAUGUAUAAUGAUUCGCUCAAAAUUCAAUUAUCAGUCCUUGGUCAUAAUCAUCCUGGUGUUGCUACAUUACAUGACUGUCUGGGAACAGUUUAUUCUAAGCAGGGAAAUCAUGAGGAGGCUCUUUCUGCGUACAAUAAGUCACUCAAAAUUCGGUUGUCAGCCUUUGGACAUAAUCACCCCGAUAUUGCCGCUUUAUAUAUCAACAUGGGCAAUGUCUAUAGAAAUCAAGGCAAACGUGAAGAGGCUAUUUGUAUGUAUAAGAAAGUAAUCGAAAUGCAAUCAUCAGUUCUUGAUCAAAACAAUCUCCUUACAGCCGAAGCACUUACCAAUCUGGGAAUUGUCUAUACUGAUCAAGGCAAUCAUUCAGAGGCUGCUUGUGCUUUUGAGAAGUCGCUCACAAUUACACAAUCAGCCCUUGGUCAUUAUCAUCCUGAUGUUGCUAUAAUAUAUGACAAUUUUGGAACUCUCUAUGGGUGUGAAGGUAAGUAUAUCGAUGCUCUUUCCAUGUACGAGAAGUCAGAAGAAAUUAAAUUAUCAAGUCUUGGACGUGAUCAUCCCGAUUUGGCCAAAUUAUAUAACAACAUGGGCGUUGUUUAUAGGGAUCAGGGUAGUUACGAAGAGGCUUUUUCUAAAUUUAACGAAUCACUUAAUAUUCAAUUGGCAGUCUUUGGUAACAAUCAUCCCGAUGUUGCUACUUCAUACAGUAAUCUAGGAACUCUUUUUAAUUACCAGGCAAAGUACAAAAAGGCCAUUUCUAUGCAUAAAAAGUCACUUGAAAUCAAUUUAUCUAUCUCUAAUCACGAUAUCUCACAGAUUGCAGCCUCUUAUAGCGCUCUAGGAAAUGAUUACUCUAAACUGGCUAAUUAUCAUGAGGCUCUUUCUAUGUAUAAGAAAUCGCAAAAGCUACUGUCAGUUUUUAAUCAUAAUCAUCCCAGUGUUGCUAAAUUAUAUCUCGAUAUGGGAACUGUCUAUAGUAAUCAGGGUAAGUAUGACGAGGCUUUAGCUAUGUUUCAAAAGUCCCUUAAAUUAUCGUUAGCCCUCGACUACAAUCAUUCCAGUAUUGGCAGCUCAUAUGGCCAGCUAGGAAAAGUUUAUCAUCAGCAAGGCAAGUAUGAAGAGGCUAUUACUAUGCAUAAAAAGUCACUCGAAAUUGAAUCAUCAGUCCUUGAUCAUAAUCACGGCAAUACGGAUAUUGCUGCAUCAUUUGGAAACUUAGGAAGUGUCUAUUUACAGCUAGGCAAUUAUGAAAAGGCUCUUUCUUUGUAUGAAAGGUCACUCAGUAUUCACUUAUCGGUUUUUGGUUGUAAUCACCCCGAUGUUGCCAAAUCGUAUAUCAACAUAGGAAAUGUUUAUAAGCUUCAGAUCAAGUAUGCAAAGGCUAUCGAUAUGUACGAGAAGUCACUCAAAAUUCAAUCAUCAGUCUUUGAAAUGGAUCAUCCCGAUCUUGUUCUGUCAUAUAGCAAUCUAGGAUCUGUCUAUCAUAAUCAAGGCGAGCAAGAUAAAGCUAUUUGUAUGUACCAGAAAUCACUUAAAAUUCAGUUGGCAGUUUUAGAUCAUAAUCAUCCCGAUAUCGCCAAAUCAUAUGACUGCAUCGGAAAUAGCUAUAGAAUUCAGGGCAAGUAUGACGACGCCCUUUCUUCAUGCGAAAAAUCCUAUAGAAUUCGGUUGUCAGUUCUUGAUCAUAGUCAUCCCGAUCUUGCAACAUCAUAUUACAGCCUCGGAAUGGUAUAUGAUGAUCAGGGCAAGUAUGAGGAAGCUCUUAAAAAGUUUAACAAGUCACUUCAAAUUAGGCUAUCAAUUUUGAAGGAAGAUCAUCCUGAUAUUGCAAUAUUAUAUUAUAGCAUAGGAAAGGUGUAUGAAAACCAGUGCAAGCAUAAGGAUGCUCACGCUAUGUAUGAAAAGUUGUUUCAAAAUAUGCUAUCAGUUUUAGAUCAAAAUAAUUUCGAUGUUGCGAAAUUAUAUCACGCUAUAGUAAAGAUGCAUGAUGAUCCGGGCAAGCAUGAGAAAGCUCUUGCUAUGUGCAAGAAAUGGCGUGUAAUUAAAUCGCUUGAUUUUUCUUAA